This is a messenger RNA of Erinaceus europaeus (western European hedgehog), 4830 nucleotides long. RefSeq names its product myeloid cell surface antigen CD33-like. Bases 296 to 1102 code for a protein of 268 amino acids. Gene Ontology annotation, biological process: cell adhesion. Gene Ontology annotation, cellular component: plasma membrane. The record is from RefSeq and is a predicted model, not a curated record. Lineage: Eukaryota; Metazoa; Chordata; Mammalia; Eulipotyphla; Erinaceidae. The transcript has 5 exons. Gene Ontology annotation, molecular function: sialic acid binding.
CCUCGCAGGGUCCAGGGCUCAGCCACCCUCAGGGUGUGGGACAGGCUCAGGGGCUGGGGGGCAGAGCUGGACUGAAGGCUGGAGGUGGGGUCUGUGCUGCUGCUGCUCCUGGGAGGGUCUCUGGGUGUCUCCCCAGGGAGUGUGAACCCUGUGGGAACAGAGAUCUGCUCUGAGGUUCCUCUUCUGUGUCUGUGAGGCCUCCUGCUCCUCCCCAGCUUCCUGUGGUCUCCCUGCAGUGCCCUCCACUCCUCUCCCUCUCUGUCCACACACAGGAGGCAGGAAGCCCCAGUCAGACAUGCUGCUGCUGCUGCUGCUGCUGCUGCCCCUGCUGUGGGUUCAGGAGAGGGGGAGAGGGGGCAGCAGGGUGGAGGCUGUGGCUUAUCAUCCUCUCCCCUCAGACUCUCCAGCUCAGGAUUCUGGAUUCUGGCUGCAAGUACAGGAGCCUGUGACAGUGCAGGAGGGCCUGUGUGUGUAUGUGCCUUGCAAAUUCUCUGAUCCCUGGAGACACUAUGAUUACCUUGACCCAGUUCACAGCUACUGGUUCAGGGAAGGAGCUAAAACAGACUCAGAUGCUCCAGUGGCCACAAACAACCCAGAGCGUGAAGUGCUGAAGGAGACCCAGGGCCGCUUCCUCCUCCUCGGGGACCCCAAGAACUACAGCUGCUCCCUGUUCAUCAGAGACGCCAGGAAGGAAGACCAGGGAAGAUAUUUUUUUCGGCAGGAGAGAAAAUUUGCACAGUACACUUACACUAUGAGUUGGCUCCACCUGCGUGUGGAAGCCCUGAUCCAUACCCUCCACGUCCUCAUCCCAGAGAUGCUCCAGUCUGGCUGCUCCAGGAACCUGAGCUGCUCUGUGCCCUGGGCCUGUGAGAGGGGGACACUGAGCGUCCCUGGGGCUAAUGUGACUGUGGAGAGAACUGUGCAGCUGAACAUGACCUUGAGCCCAGAGCCCCUGACAGAGCUGGUGCUGGUGGUCAUCUUGGAAGUUGCUGUCAAGUUCCUGAUCCUCCUCUUCCUGGUCAUCCUGCUGGUGAGAUUCCACAGGAAGGAAGGGGUGAGACCCUCAGGGAGCAAGGAAGAUGCAAACACCAACCAGUGCUAGUCUCUCAGGCUCUAGAUUAGAGUCCAAAGACCAGUUCCACCCACACCUGCACAGUGUGGAGAGCCUCACCUCCUCUCCAUGGACAGAGACCACGUGCAAACCCACAAGCUGCUCUGUCCCCUGUCACCUCCUCCUGGAUUCCCUCCUCUCCUGGAGCCCCAAGCGUUAACAUCAAAUGAGCAAAGGUCAGUGACUCAGAGACUCUACCUGUGCUCUUCUUCCUCCUGAAAUUCCUCAAACUUGUGGAGACCUUCAGUUACUGUUAGUGAAAACGUCUCAAGCCUCAGCUCCUUGGAGAUGCCCGGAGAGAUGGGGGAGCAGUGCAUCCAAACUCUCUCAUUCAGAAGCUGUCACUAUGGAGGCCAGAAGGAUGGAUUCAAAAACCAUGAGAAAAAACACUGUAGCAUGUUGGGUGUCUGAUUUCUUUUCUGUAAAACAGCAGGCAUGACAAGGAAGGGGUGGCAUGUGGAGGGACAGCAUCCAGUCCUGAGGUUGGGUGGAGUGAUGAGUGAGCCAGGACCUGAAGGUGGGAAGAAAGCAGGUCCUGAGUUUGCCCAAGAGAAAAUGAUUCCAAGGACAGGGAGAGGGCAGUGAGUGAGUGUGUGGAGAAGCCCAGGGCUGAGAGCUGUGCACACAGAAGGAGCUGAUGACUGACAGCAGAGGAGUCAGGGGAGAAAUCUCAGGGGCUAACAAGUCUCACUGUGAGCGAGAGCUGUGAAGAUAGCAGAGAGGAAGGGGCAGAUCCCCUGGGGUGUUAACAUGCAGGUUAGUGCCAGGGUCUGGAUCCUGGGAAGAGAGAAGAGGCUGACAUUCAUUUAACAGGGUCCCUGGCAGCAAUGUUAACAACUGGUCCAGAGCAGGCCCUUGACAGCACAACAGAGAUGGGGGAGCAGUCUGGACAUAGCUCAUGCUGUUAGAGUAUCAGCAGGCACAUCUGAGACCCAGAGAUGGGGGAGCCCUGGUCCAUCUGGAGCAGUGACUCCGUAAGUGGGGGAGCAGGGGAGUUCUAUUAGGAUUCACAAGAAGUUGCCACUGUUCUUUUCAUCUGAAAGAUUUCUGAGAGUUUAUUAAUAUUUGUUAUUUUUAGUAUUCAUUGAUAUGAUAGGACAGAGAGGAUGCAGAUAUGUCCCCACUGUGCAGGUGUGGAUGGUGCACUCUGCCUGAAACCUGCAUGGAGGAGAGAGAAGCAGGAGGAAUCUCAGUGGUGUCCCUCAGACCAGCCUCUGCCCCAGUCCAGCUGCCUCCUUCCUGCAGCCCCAGUGACCUACCCUCCCCUGCCCACUGUCACCCCCAGGCCCUGACAGUAUGAGGAACAGGGACACUCAGAACACCCCAUGUCACCCCUUGACCUCACUCCUUUCCUGUCACAUGCAUAGAGAGCUUAUAAUGUUUGUAAUUCUUUUUUUUAUUUAAGAAAGGAUUAAUUAACAAAACCAUAGGGUAGGAGGGGUACAACUUCACACAAUUCCCACCACCCAAUCUCCAUAUCCCACCCCCUCCCCUGAUAGCUUUCCCAUACUCCAUCCCUCUGGGAGCAUGGACCCAGGGUCACUGUGGGUUGUAGAAGGUGGAAGGUCUGGCUUCUGUAAUUGCUUCCCCGCUGAACAUGGGUGUUGACUGGUCAGUCCAUACUCCCAGUCUACCUCUCUCUUUCCCUAGUAGGGUGGGUCUCUGGGGAAGCUGAGCUCUAGGACACAUUGGUGGGGUCUUCAAUCCAGGGAAGCCUGGCCAGCAUCCUGAUGGCAUCUGGAACCUGGUGACUGAAAAGAGAGUUAACAUACUAAACCAAACAAAUUGUUGAGCAAUCAUGGACCCAAACCUUGGAAUAGUGGAGAGGAAGUGUUAGGGGGGUACUCACUGCAAACUCUAGUGUACUUCUGCUUUCAGGUAUAUAUUUUGCAGUAGUUUAUAGAUACUUGUGAAGAUAUGCUCUCUCUCACAGAAACUGGUGUAUAUCUAGGUUUUUGGGACUUUGUUAGAAAGUGAACUACCUGAGAUGAAAUUAGAGUAUACUAUGAAAGGAAAGGUCUCACCUGAGUAAUGAAGCUGAAGGGUUGUCAUUCCACAUGUGAAGUCUCUGGACACAGUCUGAAGUGAAGUAUGUUGAGGUGGCAAUCGUUGUGUUGGUUAGGUUGUGAUCAGCGGAUGCAAUAUUAUUUCAAAAGCCUAGACCAAGUAGAUCAGAAGCAUCCAAUAGCACAGCUAUAUACAAGAUACUGGAUACUGUACAGCAAACCAUAACAAAAGGACUUUUCAAAGUUAACCCAAUUACCAAAUAAUGUCAUGAUAACAUUAACUAUCGAUUGUCUUUUUUAACCCUAAGACAGCAGGAACCUCACAUCUCCACUAUAGAGCCCCUACUUCCCCCAGUCCUGGAACCCUUGGAUAGGGCCCACUUUCCCGUGUGCCUCUCCCAAUCCAUAUCAAGUAAUAUUUGUAAUUCUAUUUCAUGUGAAACCCUCUCUCCACCCUGAAGUAGUAUGUCCCUGUGUCUCCUCUCUUUGAGUCUCUGAUGUCCAGAGAGCAGUUGCAGUUCUUGGGGUCCCUAGUGAGGAGGAAUCGGCCCUGGGUCUCCUUCAGCACUUCACCCUGUGGGUUGCUUGUGGCCACUGGAUUAAACCUGCUGUAAUGACCCCAGCCCUAAAACCAGUAGCCAGACCCUGAUGUGGUGUUGUUCCAGCCAUGCUCGGGGUAGGAGACUCUGCAGGGCACAUGCACACACAGGCCCUUCUUCACCAUCAUCAGUUCCUGCAGCCGCAGCCUGUAGUCUGCUCCAUGAGCCCAGGAGCCUGCAGUGAAAAGAAGGUCUGUUACAACCCAUGCCCCCCUCACCAUGCCCUCGGGUCCACUCACCUGCCCACAGUGGGGCAGCAAUAGCAGCAGUGAUGUUGGUGGUGGCAGCAUCUGGGGAGUGAGUAAAAAGGCUCUGGAGUCACAGGACUGAGAGGAAUCACUGACAGGAAGCCCAAGGGAACCAGAGAAGACUGAGCUCAGAGGAGGAAGUGGGUGUCCACACAUGGUCAGAACUGCUGGGGUCCUGGGACAGGGGGAGCCUUUUCUGUCCACUGAGGAGGACCUGUUUUCUGGCUCUUGUCCUGUCCUGUCUCUCCCACCCUGCUGUGUAGGAGGCAGUCAUUCAUUCAUACAUUCAUUCAUCCAUUCACUCACUUAGCAAACACAGUUGUAGGUCUGAAUCCUGAGUGGUGAGUCCCAUGUGUGGGGGACCGUUUAGGGUCUGUGUGAGUGCCUGGGGAGGAAUGAGUUAGAUUUGUGCUAUGUAAAGUGUGAGUGACUUGUGUUCCUUCAUCCUGUUGUUCACUCAUUUACAUCCAGCUCUCCCUGGAGCACCUGUUUCCUCGUGAGUGGGGAGAAGGAGGGACACAGGGAUCGGGUUUGAACCAGUGAGUGGCUCCCAUGCAGUGGCCACGGCUCUCCCCAAACACACAGUGUUGUCGGCACAAUAAUGUCAAAAAACUCACCAGCAGAAGCUGAAAAACAAGAAUAGAAGAGAAAAUGCUAAGCAGAAGUUGGAUUGGAGGUGGUGUAUUGCACCAAAGUAAAAGACUUGGGGUGGGUGGGGAAGGGUUCAGGUCCUGGAACAGGAUGACAGAGGACCUAGUGGGGGUUGUAUUGUUAUGUGGAAAACUGGGAAAUGUUAUAUAUGUACAAACUAUUGUAUUUACGGUCAACUGUAAAACAUCCCCCAAUAAAGAAAAAAUUAAAAAUUA